Molecule: messenger RNA, 828 nt
Organism: Prunus armeniaca (apricot)
Lineage: Eukaryota; Viridiplantae; Streptophyta; Magnoliopsida; Rosales; Rosaceae
Source: the annotation of a GenBank genome assembly
AUGUUGCUCAUUUCACGCCAUGUUGUUCUUGAAAGACAAACUGCAUUCAAGCUUAUCUCUUCCGAGGAGCAAUCAACACAAGAGGAUCCUCAAAAUCAGAAGGUGUUAACACAAGAGGCAUCUCAACCCGAUGCCACAAAUCCAAUUCCUGAUCCCCCAAAAGGAACGAGCCUUCAUGAUUCAAUACCUGUAGGUAUGCAAGAAUCAAAUGAUGAAGAUGAAGGACAGAAAAAACCAACAAAUAAAAAACUAGGAUGGGGUCAAAAGAAGGUUUGGCAGAAAAUUCCAAAGGAGGACAGAGACAGAAUUCAAGAAUACUACUUAAGUAUUCAACCUAGUGAUAACUUUUGGGCAGGACUCGAUAAUGAGAAAGUGACAAACCAUGAUAUCGAAGAUAUUGUAUGGGACCUGGAACUGUCACAAAACGUUAAUAUUGUGGAAGGGUGGCUAGAAUAUAUCAAACCACAAGCACAAGAGUUCUUAGAAACUAAAAAAAUACCAAAACUUGUGAAGCAAAAAGAAGGGCCCCCUACACCUGCACAGGUUGAUUUGUCCCCAAAUGAAGAACUCACUCUAAAUUGGAUUCUGCAAAAUCCAUAUCAGUUUCCAUUUGAGGAUGACACAGAAUGUGCUCAACAAAAUUCAUCUUCGUUGGAUUGCGGCAUGUUCGUCAUGUUCUACAUGGAUAAAAUAGCACAAGGACAGCCCAUUCCAAAAAGUGUGGACAAGAAUUUCAUGAAUGAAUAUCGAGCACAAUAUGUCACAAAACUCCUACACCACAAACACUGUGAUGCAACAAAACGAAAGGGAAACAACAAACUGCACUGA